This is a messenger RNA of Mastomys coucha (southern multimammate mouse), 5583 nucleotides long. It is a transcript of the gene Aldh5a1, whose product is annotated as aldehyde dehydrogenase 5 family member A1. Gene Ontology annotation, biological process: GABA catabolic process. NCBI's taxonomy places the organism in Eukaryota, Metazoa, Chordata, Mammalia, Rodentia, Muridae. Gene Ontology annotation, molecular function: succinate-semialdehyde dehydrogenase (NAD+) activity. Bases 129 to 1700 code for a protein of 523 amino acids. The transcript has 10 exons. The record is from RefSeq and is a predicted model, not a curated record.
UCCCCGCCGCCCAGCGCGUCCCCGCCGCCCCGCGCGUCCCCGCCGCCGUGCUCCCGCUUUCUUGCGACCCCUGAGAUCCUGCCGCUCGCUUGCCUGUCCCUUGCUGGUGUUGCCGCUACUGCCGGGCCAUGGCGACCUGCUUUCAGCUGCGGAGCGUCUGGGCCGCCCGUCCGGCGCUGCCGCCUCCGGGUCGACUCCUCCCGGAGCCCGCAGGAGCCCAGCUGCGCAGCUACACCCGCGCCCCCGCUGGCCUCCACGCCGACCUACUCCGCGGGGACAGCUUCGUGGGCGGCCGCUGGCUCCCAGCCCCCGCCACCUUCCCGGUGUACGACCCGGCCAGCGGCGCCAAGCUGGGCACCGUGGCCGACUGCGGAGUACCCGAGGCCCGCGCUGCUGUGCGCACCGCCUACGAUGCCUUCAGCAGCUGGAAAGGGGUCUCGGUCAAGGAGAGGAGCUCAUUACUCCGUAAAUGGUACGACUUAAUGAUGCAAAAUAAGGACGACCUUGCCAAGAUCAUAACAGCUGAGAGUGGAAAGCCACUGAAAGAGGCCCAGGGGGAAAUUCUGUAUUCAGCCCUUUUCCUGGAAUGGUUCUCAGAGGAAGCACGCCGUAUUUAUGGGGACAUCAUCUAUACCUCUGCCAAAGAGAAGCGAGGGCUAGUCCUCAAGCAGCCCGUUGGUGUGGCGGCCAUCAUCACACCGUGGAAUUUUCCCAGUGCCAUGAUCACCCGGAAGGUGGGGGCCGCCCUGGCAGCUGGCUGCACUGUGGUGGUGAAACCUGCUGAAGAUACGCCCUAUUCCGCCCUGGCCCUGGCUCAGCUUGCAAACCAAGCAGGAAUUCCUCCAGGUGUCUAUAAUGUCAUUCCCUGCUCUAGAACCAAGGCCAAGGAAGUGGGAGAGGUACUAUGCACUGAUCCAUUGGUGUCCAAAAUUUCCUUUACUGGCUCAACAGCAACUGGGAAGAUCCUGCUACAUCAUGCAGCAAAUUCUGUGAAGCGUGUUUCCAUGGAGCUGGGUGGCCUAGCCCCAUUCAUUGUCUUUGACAGUGCCAACGUGGAUCAGGCUGUUGCAGGAGCAAUGGCAUCUAAAUUCAGGAAUGCUGGGCAGACUUGCGUUUGCUCAAACAGAUUCUUGGUACAACGGGGUAUCCACGAUUCGUUUGUGACGAAGUUUGCAGAGGCAAUGAAGAAAAGCCUGCGUGUAGGUAACGGAUUUGAGGAAGGAAUAACUCAAGGGCCGUUAAUUAAUGAGAAAGCUGUAGAAAAGGUGGAGAAGCAUGUGAAUGACGCAGUCGCCAAGGGUGCCACGGUCGUGACGGGCGGGAAGCGACACCAAAGUGGAGGAAAUUUCUUUGAGCCCACCCUGCUCAGCAAUGUCACCCAGGACAUGCUCUGCAUCACUGAGGAGACCUUUGGGCCCCUGGCACCCGUCAUCAAGUUUGAUAAAGAGGAAGAGGCCGUUGCCAUCGCAAAUGCAGCUGAGGUUGGGUUAGCAGGUUACUUUUACUCGCAAGACCCGGCCCAGAUCUGGAGAGUGGCGGAGCAGCUGGAGGUCGGCAUGGUCGGUGUGAACGAAGGACUGAUCUCUUCAGUGGAGUGUCCUUUUGGUGGGGUGAAACAGUCCGGCCUUGGGCGAGAAGGGUCCAAGUAUGGCAUUGAUGAGUACCUAGAGGUCAAGUAUGUGUGCUACGGAGGUUUGUAGGGUUCUUCGCUUCUUUAAGAAAUAAAACUACCUAGAUCUGUAGGGACAUUCCAUCUAUUUUUUUAUAACAAACAAAGUAGGUUAUCAGAGUUAUGAAUUUUUAAAAAUUCAGCCAGUCCUCAUAUCUUAGAUAUAAAUCCUAACCCUUCCCUUAUCUAACUAGGGACCAAUGGAUGCCAUAUACUUGUAGCUGUGGGUCUCAGCCAGUACUGAGACCCCAGCACAACCCCACUGCCUCAGGACAAGGUACAGAGUGAGUGUUCACAUGCCCUCUGGCACCUCACAAAGUGUAGUCAUUGUGUGGGCAGUGGGUCCCCAGUCCUUAUGGGACUGCUCAACUUCGGCUCAGAAUGCAGGGAAGGAGGCAAGGUAAUAGGAGCUAGGUUAGGAGGAGGUGCACAUUCCUGCCUAGGCAUCUGUCCGCUUUGAUGAACAGCUGGCUGCCUGUUCCAGGGGGUUGUGGCAAAGGCUUUGGUUUCCUAAGACUUCUUUAUAAACCACACAGAUUUCCUGUGCUAUAUGGGACGAGGGGGUGUUUCUCCUUGUUUCUGGGCUGCUGUUUAAAUUACUGGGAGCAGAAUUGCUUUGUUUUUUGCUUUCUUUGGUUUAUCCUGGUUUGGUUUGGCUUUAUGCAACAGGGUCUUGCUAAGUAGCCUAGCUGGCUUUCAAACUCAGAGGUCUCCUGUCUCAGCCUCCAAAGUGCUAGGCUCACAGGCAUGCUCUACCACAGCUGGGUAAUGGAAGUCUCCAAUACCCUAAACUUAAAGCUCAUGCUUCAUUUUGUUCCUCAAAGUGUUGGCAAAAAUCGACAGAGUCAGGUUGUUAGGACGGAAAACAUGGCUUUGUUUCUUUCCCCAAGCUGGGUGCAUACUAGCAUGUGUUCCACUGAACUACCCAUAGCUUUUUUUCUUUCAUUUUAAUUUUUGAGACAGAGUCCUGAUAGUCACACUGGCUGGCCUUGAGCUCCUUAUUAUCCUGCCUACAUAGCUGGCAUGACAGCAGGCCAGUGGACAGCAUGGACUCUCAGCUGCCUCCUGCUGUUUAGGGCUCCAUGCCCCGCUUACAGAGAUUCAUACUUGGCUUAAAGGAGGACAGUGUGUGCCUGGAAUUAAAAAAUGCUUCACAACAUGGUGGAAAUGCAGCUCAAGGACAGGAGCCACUUUGAUUAUGAGCAGUACCUCCCUAUCCCUCCUUGAGCUCAGGAGGGGACUUUGUGGAGGAAAGAAAUCAGGUGCCUCCUUGUUCAUCGGCCUAAGUCUGACCUAGGUUUUCUGUGCCUGUGUGUGGCUGCUGCUAAACCUGCAGAAGAGCAAAUACAUUUUCACCACUGUGAAAAAUUAUUUCCACAAUUGCCAGUCCACUGUGGAAGAGAGCUAAAGCCAUGAAUCUCAGGCACCUUUGACCUAGGAAAAGCAUGAUUUAUGCUUUAGAAUUAUGGUUCAUGAUUCAAAAACAAAACACCGCACAGGGACCUGCACAGAUAGCUUAGUGGGUAAAGGCUUUGCUGGAUAAGCCUGGUGUCCUGAGACCGAAGUUCCAUCCCUGGAACCUACAGAAAGACAUGACAGUGUUGACCUCUGACCUCCACAAAUGCAGCAGAGGAAUACACUCCCAUAAAUUCAAAAUACACACGCACAUACCAAACAACAAAACUUCCUGCAACUGGUGUUGGUCUCCCUUUGAAACAAUUUAAAUGAGGAAAAUCUAGGUCUUUGAAGACAUGCCUCCCAUCUACCUAGAAGAUAUUUACUCACAACAGGCAACAAUGGAGUUCCCUGCUCCAGGCCCAUCUGUUCAGAGCCCACUGGCAUACUCUGGAUGCUCUCUAUGAGACAUCAAUGGGAAUGACAGUAGAGCAAGCUGCAGUGGUUCCUAAACAUUAAGUCCCAAGCCACUGGGAACUUCUAAUAAGGAAGUCAUGGUUCUUAAAGACCUUGAGCACAAGAAGAAAGUAGAAAUCUUCAUCCUAGGGACCCUGCCCAAGUGGCAAGAGUCACAACUCAGGAUGUUCAUAGUCUGUUUAUGCUAUUCUUUUGUACAGUGUGUAUAGUUGGUUUCUAUCACAUUUUCUAAUUAAAAUUUUGUUUUAUGGACAUGGGUGUUUUGCCUAUAUAUCUGUGCACCACAUGCAUAGUGGUGCCCUCAAGAGGCCAGAAAAGAGCAUCAGAUCACCUGGAAAUGGAGUUAUAGAUGGUUGUGAUCCACCUUGUGGGUUCUGGGAAGUGAGCCCUGGUCCUCUAAAGAUAAGCUGCUUAGCCAGUGCUCUGAACUUCUGAGCCAUCUUACCAGCCCCAACACUUCUAAUUUCUUAAGGUUUGUGCCCACCUUUUUUUUCAAUCAAGAGUAAAAAUGUUCUGCUAGUAUUUUGAAGAAAACGCAUACACCCACUGAGAUGUAAACUCAUCCCAAAAACAUGUUAAACAGCGUCAACCAGUGGGUUCCUGGACUAGGUGGCAAGUUUGUACUUUUUGUGUGUGCACGUUUGAUUCACUGGAUAGAUCAUUGGCCCACACAUUUGUUACAAUAAAUGUAAUCAAUUUUUGUAAUUAAAAUAAUGGGAGUGGGUAUCAGUGGUAAAGUAUAUGCUUAGCAUACUGGAGACCAUGAGAUUAAUCAUCACCAAAAAGUUAACAUGAAAGAACAUCUUACUUAGAAAAAUGCUUCUAGGUUAUGGGAUGAUGAUGAGUUUGGUUUUUGAUGUUUUUAAACAGGAUCUCCUGUUGGCCUUAAACUCCUGGGCUCAAAUGAUCCUUAGCUUCCCAAAUAUCUAUAACUAUAGACAUGUUGUCACUAAAUCAGCUAAGAGUAGAUUUUUUAUUAUUUUUAGGGGCUUUUGAGUUUGGGCCUCAUGUAGUUCAGGCUGAGCUGGGAACUCUUCUGCCCUACUUUCUGUGCUGGGAUUACACAUGCUACCAUGCCUAGCUAAGGAGUGGUUUUUUUGUUUUAUGAAUCUUUGUUACUGUUCCAUAAAAUGUGUGACAGAUGCCUAUUCAGUUAUGUAAGGACAAGGGUUAAUGAACCACAAUCUAUGAACCAGAUUUGACCUGCCACCUGAUUUUGUAUAACUCAUGUGUAAAGUUUUUUGUUUUUUUGUUUUUUAAUAUAUCCCAAUGGGUUGGGGUAGGUUAGAACUGUUAUUUCAUUAAAUCUGUGAGUGAAUAGCCACAGUGCCCCAUGCCUGAGUAUCUGUGUUGUGACAGGAUGGCCUGCAGAGCCUAAAGGAUUUGCUACAAAGCUGCUAAAAAAGGUUUACAGUCCUCCCUAUACCAAGCUGGAGACACUUGCCUCCCCUGUUUAUGAGGCACUAUUUUAUUCUAUUAAACACCUUCUGUGAAAAGGGCACAUUUUCUGGGCAUUUGUUACCAGGACUUCUUGGCAGCAAUUAUCAACUCAAAUGACAUAAUUUGAUGAUGAUGAUGAUGAUGAUGAUAAUCCUGUCUCCCAGUGGGAGUGGGGCUCACUGACAGUGCCAGAGCUCAUCUGUGUCUUUCUGUCUGAGGACCCUUUAAGCAGAGCCCCAUAGCAAGUGCUUGAUUAUUCUUUUAGUAUCUUUGUUCUUCUGGACUUAGGGGAGAAUAAAGAUCAGAUACACGAUGUAAACAAGCCUAUUUUGUGAUGUGAUGACCUUCAGAUUGGGUCCGAUGGGUUGUCUUCUCUGAAGGCUGGAUCCCAGUGUUUUAGUUACUGUGCAGCUAUUUUAAAACAGAAUUUUACUUGAAUACUUAAUACUGUGAUUGUUACGUGCUAUACCUUGUGAGAUAAAUCUGAGUUGUUGAGAAAUAUAUAUUUUGCUCAAUAAACCUGUAUACAUUGCUUCAUUUUUCUAGUGUUUGACAUCAUGUGAUCAACAGAGUUGAAUCUCAUUAAUAAAUAUUUGACAGGA